Colletotrichum higginsianum IMI 349063 is the source of this 1185-nucleotide messenger RNA. RefSeq names its product Protein kinase gsk3. Lineage: Eukaryota; Fungi; Ascomycota; Sordariomycetes; Glomerellales; Glomerellaceae. The coding region runs from base 1 to 1185 and encodes 394 amino acids. Gene Ontology annotation, biological process: signal transduction; protein phosphorylation. Gene Ontology annotation, molecular function: ATP binding; protein serine/threonine kinase activity; protein serine/threonine/tyrosine kinase activity. The record is from RefSeq and is a predicted model, not a curated record. Gene Ontology annotation, cellular component: cytoplasm. The transcript is spliced from 6 exons.
AUGGCGCAGAAUCGCCCCGCCGCCUUCAACACUCUCAGGAUGGGAGAGGUUAUUCGCGAGAAGGUCCAGGACGGGAUCACUGGAGAAACGAGAGACCUCCAGUACACGCAAUGCAAGAUUGUUGGCAACGGCUCUUUCGGUGUCGUCUUUCAGACCAAGCUUUCGCCGUCAGGAGAGGAUGCGGCUAUUAAACGUGUCCUCCAAGACAAGCGAUUCAAGAACCGUGAACUUCAGAUCAUGCGGAUCGUCCGGCAUCCCAACAUCGUGCAGCUAAAGGCCUUCUAUUACUCCAAUGGCGAACGCAAAGAUGAGGUUUACCUCAACCUUGUACAGGAGUUCGUGCCCGAGACGGUCUACCGCGCCUCCCGCUUCUUUAACAAGAUGAAGACGACAAUGCCCAUCCUGGAGGUCAAGCUCUACAUUUACCAGCUCUUCCGCGCCCUCGCCUACAUUCACUCGCAAGGAAUUUGCCAUCGUGACAUCAAGCCUCAAAAUCUCCUUCUCGACCCCACGUCGGGUAUUCUGAAGCUGUGUGAUUUCGGCAGCGCCAAGAUCUUGGUCGAGAACGAGCCAAAUGUGUCGUACAUUUGCUCACGAUACUACCGAGCACCGGAGCUUAUUUUUGGUGCCACGAAUUACACCACCAAGAUCGACGUGUGGUCCACUGGCUGUGUGAUGGCAGAGCUCAUGCUUGGACAACCUCUUUUCCCCGGAGAAUCAGGCAUCGACCAGCUUGUCGAGAUUAUCAAGGUCCUUGGCACGCCUACACGAGAGCAAAUCCGCACGAUGAACCCCAAUUACAUGGAACACAAGUUCCCGCAAAUCAAGCCGCAUCCCUUCGCCAAGGUCUUUAGGAAGGCGGAUGCGAAUGCGAUUGAUUUGAUCGCGCGCCUCCUCGAAUACACCCCGACAGAGAGACAAGCCGCCGUCGAGGCCAUGAUCCACCCGUUCUUUGACGAGCUGAGAGAUCCUAACACCAGACUGCCUGACUCCCGACACCAGAGCGGCGAGAUCCGUGAUCUACCCCCUCUAUUUGACUUCAGCCGCCACGAGCUUUCGAUUGCCCCGAGCCUGAACCACCAGCUGGUGCCCCCUCACAUGAAAUCAGUCCUGGCCGGAAGGGGAUUGGACAUUGAUAAUUUCACUCCGAUUCCGAAGGCCGACAUGAUGGCCAAACUGGAUUGA